CCCGGGGCCGGCAUGGGCGGAGUGGCUGGGCCGGCACGAUGAGCUCCCUGGGCAGCCCGGUGCGGGCCUACGAUUUUCUUCUUAAGUUCCUGCUGGUGGGCGACAGCGACGUGGGCAAGGGAGAGAUCCUGGCCAGUUUGCAGGACGGAGCAGCCGAGUCUCCUUACGGCCACCCGGCGGGGGUUGAUCACAAGACGACCACCAUCCUGCUAGAUGGCCGAAGGGUGAAACUGCAGCUUUGGGACACCUCAGGGCAGGGGAGAUUUUGUACCAUAUUCCGUUCGUACUCCAGAGGAGCACAGGGUGUGAUACUGGUCUAUGACAUUGCCAACCGAUGGUCUUUCGAUGGCAUCAAUCGAUGGAUUAAGGAGAUUGAUGAGCAUGCUCCUGGGGUUCCUAGAAUCUUGGUGGGAAACCGGCUGCACCUGGCCUUCAAGCGGCAGGUGCCCACCGAGCAGGCGCAGGCCUACGCUGAGCGCUUGGGCGUGACCUUCUUUGAGGUUAGCCCUCUGUGCAACUUCAACAUUACAGAGUCCUUCACGGAGCUGGCUAGGACCGUGCUGCUGCGGCACGGGAUGGACCGUCUCUGGAGGCCGAGCAAGGUACUGAGCUUGCAAGACCUCUGCUGCCGUGCUGUGGUGUCCUGCACGCCUGUGCACCUGGUAGACAAGCUCCCUCUCCCUGCUGCCUUAAGAAGCCACCUUAAGUCAUUCUCCAUGGCCAAUGGCCUCAACACCAGGAUGAUGCACGGCCGCUCCUACUCCCUCACCGCCAGCUCCAGCCACAAGAGGAACAGCUUCCGCAAGGCCAGGGCCAGCCGCCCGUCCCAGAGCCCCCACAGACACUGUGCCAGGAACAGCUGCAAAAUUUCUUAGAGUCCUGCCAUCCCAGCUACUCAAAAGACUGAGGCAGGAGAUCACAAGCUCAAGACCCAUCUCGGCUAAAGAGUGAGUUCAAGGCCAGCCUGGGCAACUAGUGAGGCCCCCGCCUAGAGAUUGAAGAGUAAAUAAGAGGGCUGCCUCUCUGGGAGAGACACAGAGACCUUCCCAGACUUG
Molecule: messenger RNA, 1055 nt
Organism: Acomys russatus (golden spiny mouse)
Lineage: Eukaryota; Metazoa; Chordata; Mammalia; Rodentia; Muridae
Gene: Rab40b
Product: RAB40B, member RAS oncogene family
Exons: 6
Coding region: 39-875 (278 amino acids)
Biological process (GO): intracellular signal transduction; protein localization to plasma membrane
Cellular component (GO): plasma membrane; synaptic vesicle; endosome
Molecular function (GO): GTPase activity; GTP binding
Source: RefSeq, a predicted model, not a curated record